Molecule: messenger RNA, 328 nt
Organism: Monoraphidium neglectum
Lineage: Eukaryota; Viridiplantae; Chlorophyta; Chlorophyceae; Sphaeropleales; Selenastraceae
Exons: 1
Source: RefSeq, a predicted model, not a curated record
GCGUGCGCACCCCGCGCCGUCAUCGCCACCGCGGUCCCGCCGCUCCCGCGCCGCCGCCGCGGCCGGCGGGGUGAUCUGCCUGUCGCCGCAGAAGCGCGCCACAUCAGCCGCGCCCGAUGACAGGGCGGCCCACGAUUUUGAUAGGGAAACCACCCCGUGCUUUGCGUGCGACGCCAUGCGCUGCUUGCUGGCGCGCUCCCUCGGGUCGCCGUCGCGCCGCGCGGGCACCGCGGCCGCGGCGCUGGCGCUGCCGCUGCUGCUGCAUCUGACGCUGGCGUUGUUGCUGGUGCACCCCUCGGUUGCAGAGGGUGCAGGGGCGUCGUCCUGA